Xyrichtys novacula (pearly razorfish) is the source of this 20792-nucleotide messenger RNA. The record is from the annotation of a GenBank genome assembly. NCBI's taxonomy places the organism in Eukaryota, Metazoa, Chordata, Actinopteri, Labriformes, Labridae.
UGCUCUGCUAAGAACACGACCGAGCGCCACAUCAACACUCACUCAACCCAGAAUAGCACUUUACAGAGACGCAACCGCACAAACAAUUCUUAAACAAUACAUCACACAGCUUGGUCCGGUGUCACUGACUCCACCAGAGCUUAAAGAAGCGCUCUGAGAAAAGUUAGAGCUCUCUGUUAAAAGACAAGUCCUGCUUUCUUUGUUUGGAAACUGAUGGAUUGAGGAUUGUAGUUUGUAACCAACACCCUAAAAGCAGAGGUAGAAAGUAAUGUUCAUUCAAAUCUGAAGAAGGAUGCCAGAAGACUUUUUAACAACUCCCCGCUGACAAGCGUGGACUCAAAAUCCCUUCACACAUUAAUGCUGUCAGUUAUGCUUCAGUUACUGGUUUGGGAAAAUAUGCUGUAAGAAAAUAAAAGGGGGCAUAUCCUCCUCUCUACACCCUCACCACCACAGGAUAAAUGUAAACACUCGUCAGUCAGCGCUUUAGGAACAUUUCGAAUCAAGUCAUUUUUACUAAAACUCGAGUAGAUUCACAGACCGACACUUGGACUUUAAAUAACUCUUGAAAAAUAAUAUCAAUAAUUAUUUGGUAGUUAUGACUAGGACUCAGGUUGUUAAAAGAUUAAAGAAAAUAAAAGUGAAAAAAAAUGCAUGUGUAAUAUUUUUAUGGCACUUUUAGGAGAUGGACAUUUUUGUCCCCCUGAGGACCUAAACGUCACUUUUUUAGAAAUCGGACAAUACAUCAAACGUAAAAAUGCAUCAAAAUUAAUGUUGUUGUUAAUUAUUGACACAUCAUAGACCUUGAUAAAAAAAUAAAAAAAUAAAUUCCUGCUCAGCAUCUAAUACAUGAAAAAUAACUGAAUUCCUUUUUCCCAUUAAAAAUAACAGUGAUAUUAUAUCAUCAAACUGGCAUUUAAAGAGUUAAAAUUCUGAAAAUGAAUUAAUAUUUGAUAGAUAUGAUCAGGAAUGAAGUUGAUUAAAAGAUUUAAGCAAAAAAAAAAAGUGGAGAAAAUAUUAAUAUUUAAUAUUUUUAUAGGACUUUUAAGAGAUGGACAUUUUUGUCCACCUGAGGACGUGAACGUAACUUUUUUUAAGGACCCCUGAGGGUUAAAACUGAUUACAGCUUGAUUAGAAGCAGGUGAAUAGUGUGUAAAAGAGUGUGUAGAGCGGUGAAGGUUUUAGUGGUCAUGAAAUAAAAAUGCAAACAUGAGUGAUAAAUAUGUAAUUGGUUAAUAUCCACUGAAAAAAACAGCACCUGCUGCUCCUCUGUUCCCCUAAUCGACCCUUAGAAAGCUCCUCUCUCCCCUCCCUCGAUGCUCAGAUUAAAACACAAAGAGCUCAAUUAAUCCACGAGCCCCGGGAGCAGCCCUGCAGCAGUGUGCCCGAGCUAUUUCCUGUUCCACCCUCUUGGCUUAACAGUGAACAGACCUCACUGUGGCGCGUUUGUGGCCGCGCAGAGGAGAGAUCACCUCCCUCUGGACAGCAGCGGGGCUCAUAUCUGCACACUGAGGGUUUACUCCUUUAAAGUGAGAGCUGCGGUGUUUUCAUUUAGAGGGGCUUUUAUUUUGUAAUCAGUUGCCAGUGAGUGUGUGUUAUCUCUUCAGGACAGGAAACACCUCCUCCUCCUCCUCAGCAGGAGUGUUUGAGGCUGGUCCUCCUCCUCCUCCUCCUCCUCCUCCAGAGAAUGACAGGGAGUGGAUCAUAGUGGAAGCUGCUCUCUCUCCGUCUCUAGACCAGCAGAUACACCAUCUCCUCUGAAACUAAAACCAGCUCUUAAUCUGCUUCUCGGAUGAAGUGAUGGGAUCCCGUUUCUUCUUGAGCUGCUGCAAAACUAAAUUUUUAUCUUAACUUUGAAGAGGAAACUCUGAGGAGCUCUCAUCCAGGACUACGGUGAGUGAUGUCUUGACUUUAAGAUGAUUUCUUCUUAUAUUUUCCUGCUCAAUCCACUAAAUUCUCAUACUAAACAAGUUUAUUUUGCUCAAUACAAGAUCUGUCUCUCGGACAAACUGCCUGUCAUACUUGAGCAUGUCCCAUUAGUGUCAUUUAAAGCACACUGCUGUUGCUCUGUUGUCAGGCAGUAAACAAGUCAACAAAGUAGUUUACUAGCAGCUGAAGGCAGUCUUCUUUUUUACCACAAACUAUAAAACUCUAAAGAGGCUUAAGUUGCCGCAGCAUGCCCAAACUUAAAAGCGCUCCUUCACCGGUUUACUUCAUGUGUUUUCUUGCUUUCUUUGCCGUCUUUCUCAUGUGCCGGAGGAAAGCGCUUCUGACAGCAGCCCUUCCUCUGAGAGACUAUAAACACAAAGUGGAAGCAGGACAGCCUACUGUAAAAUAACAAGUGCUAUUUUCACUGGUUUCAGGUUUCAUCUUUUAACUUAAAUGGGAUUAUCUAAGCAGGAAAUGUGGGAGGGUUGAACGGGAGUGCAUUUUAUGAGGUUACAUAAACAGCUACAGCUGCUGGGCUUUGCAUGUGUUUAGUUAAAGUAGACGAGUUAUUGGACUUGUCUGGAAAUGUGAGGUGUUAAAUCUGUCUGCACUGCGACUGCGGCCGCAUAAAACGGACAUUUGUCUCCCGCUCAGACAAAGUCCACCACAAAACCGUCACGAAGUCACACGGGAAUCUGCAUUAAAAAAGAAAGAUGUCUGAUUUUAUUCUGUGUUUGAAAACAGAACAAUAAAGUGAGUGUGCCUCUGAGAUGAUGUAAUUUAAAACUUUAUUGGUACAAGUUCACAGCUCCACCACAAACAAAGUCUCCUUCUUAAUCCUCUUGAAUAUAAUUAAGGCUGAAGAUCCUUUUUCUAAAAACUUCACCACGUUUGGAUUAGUUCACUCUUUUUCCAGAUGUGAGUGCCAAGACAUUAAAACAAGUCAGGGAGCUGUGAAGGGAGAUUAGAGAACUCGCUCUAAUUAUAGCGGCCCGUUAGCUUGGCUUGGCGUAAAGAGUGAAAACAUGGAAACAGUGAGCUUUGCUUCUUCCAAAGCUAACAAACCAGAUAUUCAGAAGCCGCACAGAUUAAUUUCUCUUUUGUUUAACCUGCGAGUGCAUGCUAAUAUUUACUGCUUCAAGACUAGAGAGACGCCUCAGAAAAAAUAUUAAAGCUCAAAACCGACUUAAAAGUGCUAAUUUUGUAGUUAAUCCUCUGGGGCUCUUCGGAUAUGUUUGUACAUUUUUGGUGACUUUUUACCUUUCAUUUUGGCUGUGUUAGAGCAAAUAUUAUUUUUUUCUGUUUCCUUUUUUUUUUUUUUCAAAAAUUUAAAACACCACCCAUUUUCAUAUCAGGUCAAUAUUCACUGUGUGACAAAAACACUUGACGUUCAGGUCCUUAGAUAGACAAAAAUGUUCAUCACUUAAGGUUCUUUCACACCGGGAGCGUUUUUGUCGUGCGAUUAUUUCAGACGUCAAUAUUUUUUUCGAACCCGUAUCCUGUCAAUACAAGCGUUCACAUCAGCGACGUUUUCCCGUCCUGCGAUAUUGCGGCGUUUAUUUUUUCGUAUCACGGUCGAUUUUUCUAAAGUUUCGCAUACUGUGUGUCCACUUCUGACCAAUCGGAUUUCUUGUUGUUGCGACGUCAGAUUUACCGGUAUAUCCAACAUGGCCGACCGGCUGAUUGUUUACGUGUCGGAGAACAGAGUGAUUUUUGAUAAAAGACACAAACAUUACAAAGAUAAUAACCUGAAGGACGACUUGUGGAGAGUCAAAGCGUCGGAUUUCUCAUAUGACGAUGUUUUGUGUGCUUUAACAGUUUGCUAAAUGUCUGUUUUAACUUUCAUCCGUGCUAACGUAAGCUAACGGUUGUUACCACAGUUUCAUGUGCUUAUCUUAUCGCCUCUGAUUGGCUAUAAGUGCUGACUGUUUGGCUUGAGCGUGUGAUGACGUUCAAAAGUCUUCCCCGGGAUGAGUCUGUGUAUAGUCAGGCGCGUCAACAUUCGCCUCCAAAUAUUUCACAAUUUCGCGUUCUAUAUUUGCGUCGGCCUCGGUGUGUAAGGACCUUUAAGAGUGCUAUAAAAAUAAAAUACAUCAAUAUCAAUAAUUAUUUGGUAGUUAUGAGUAGGACUGAAGUUGAUUAAAAUAUUUAAGCAAAAAAAGGGAAAAAAAAAAGUAUAAUAGAUUUUAGCACUUUUAGGAGAUGGACAUUUUUGUCCACCUAAGGACCUGAAUGUAACUUUUUUUAAAGACCCCUGAGGGUUAAUAACCUGGUUUUAGGAUGAAGUUUACCACAAUUUUAAAAACGUGAUAACUAAAGUUAAUGUAGUUAAACACGUGUAUUUGUCAAACCUAAAAAACACUCGCUGCACCUCUCUUACAAGCUAAUCCAAGCUAACUCGCUGUAGUUUCAAAUUCAGCACAGAGACGUUAAAGUGGUAUCAAUGUUCUGAUCUGAGACUCAGCGAGUGCUCAUACAUACUUCAAAGUCUCAAGAGACUCCAAUCACAGAAAAUAUGCACUGAUAAGAGGACUGAUAAGUGGGUAUGAGGAGAGACUGGGUGUAAAGAUCAGUCUGUAAUUAAAACAAACACUGUUUUCUUUACACCAACUGAACCAAAACCAAAUUGCCCACUUAGGUUGUUAAGGUCUGGGGGCUGCAAAUUGAGGGUGCAGAUGGUGCCGCUCUUCUUCUGUCUGUGUCUUAAACGUUAGAUCCAUCGGUUCCCAUGAGUCAGUGAACCCUGAGUCAGCCUAUACUGGAGUAAUUGCUGCCCCAAAAACAACAAGAAUUAAAGCUUUUCAGAGUGCUUAGGGUCUGCCAAGAGUCACCAGGAUAAGGAUCAGGGUGGGAGAAAGACUCAAGCCCCCGAAUGGCAGCAAUUGGAGCAGGGGGGCAUGGUUUCGUUCUCCCUGGAGAGAAAGCACCAGAAAGAAAAACACUCGGCUCCCACGCACAUUGUUGUUGUAAUGACAGAGAAUGUGAGGGGGUGGAAAUAUCAGUCAUCGUGUUUACAUCAAGCUUUACUGUAACCGUGGGACCAUCUGUGACCGAGGCUUAGACUAAAUCCAUAAAUUUGGCCUCAUGUCACCUUAAGUAUGUCAAAACAGCUCCCUUAAAGGACUAGUGCGCCAAAAUCGCAAAGAAAACCAUCUGGGGACUUUCUUUUUUAGUUAGAAGUAUUUCAAAUAAGGAUGCUAGCGUGUACCAUGUGGAACAUCGUUGCUGCUGGUCUGGAUUUUUAACCACCAUCCAGAACCCCAACGCCUCUUGGAUGAAUUACGAUAAAACCAGACAAGCAUGUUCGCCAGUGGAGACAUUUUUCAAAGCUUUCAUGGAGCGUUAAAAAUUGUUAAACUUAUUAAAAGACUUUUUUUCCCUUUUCAACAGUUUCAACUUUGCUAAAAUUACAUCCUGGUUGCAAUAUUUUUUUAGUUGGAUGGUAGGGGAAGGUCCCGCCUCCUUCGCCUCUGAUUGGCUAGAAGUGCUGGGUUCCGAUUGGUUAUUCCUUAUGGCUGUGAAAAGUCAUCACACGCUCAAGCCGAGUGCGGGCUGUCCGCUCUGUCCAUCGAACCGAACAUUACAGAACAUCAUCCCAGUUCUGAAAUUUGUAAUCCUAAAUCUGACCCAGCAGACGAUGACGUUUUACAGCUAUAAGGAAUAACCAAUCAGAGCCCACCACUUCUGCUGCGUUCGAGUUGUCUCGGAAGUCAGAUGUCGGAGCUGAAAAUGACAUCACACACAAAGUCGGAAAAAAGCAAAAUCGGAGUCCUGAAACAAGAUGGCUACAUCUACGAAAGUUAUUUUAGCGCUUGCCUUAUCGUCAGACAAGGCAAGCGCUAGAAUGACUUUCGCAGAUGUAGCCAUCUUGUUUCUGCUUUUUCCCGACUUGGUGAAAAAGCGUCGAAACUUGGCGAAGGAGGCGGGACCUUCCCCUAACAUUCUACGAAAAAAAAUAUCCCAUCCUGGUUUGCAUCAGACAUAUGGUACUUAGCAUUAAGUGCUAAUGAGCAACAGGCUAACACGCUAAGUUGUUAAACAUGAUCGUAACUCUUUCCGACCGUUUCUUCACCCAUUAAACAUCCCUAUUUUUAAAAGCAGCUCAUGUCACUGCCAAGUGAACCUAUAAAGUGUCCAAAUAUUUUCUUUUCCAGAGAUUUCAAUCUCAGUUUCUGAGUGAGUUCCAGCUACUAUCCCACUCCUCCACAGUUAGUGUAAUUAUUCGCAGCUGUGAAAGAUCCUCUGCUUCUUUAGAGGAUUGCAUUCUGGGACAGUAACGUCCGUCAACAGCACGCACAGACAUCCAGCGUUUUUUCUAAGGUUGUAGGUGCACAUACUUUUACAGAUUUUUCUCAAAAUGAUCAAAAGAACUCCAAAUUUAACAGCUUUUUUGUUACGAGUUGUUGAAUUUGAAGUCCCAUCACAGGGGAGUCAGAGUCUAAGAAAUCAUGUGAGUGUCACUGUUUCUGUGGGAAAAGAAAAACCCCAUUUGCUGUACACCGGAAAAGAGUCUCCUCAGGCUCUGAUGUGGUAAAUAUAAACAUUCCUAUCAGACACACAGGGCCCCAUAUUGCUGGCCUGACUUUGGGCUCGAGUGUUAAACACUUACAAGGAACACAAUGUCCUUGUCUCUUGACCUCUGACCCCAGUUUAGAUCACAGGAAUGAUGGGAGGGUGGGGGACACUCUUGUCAGGCUCGAGGCAUCUGCUGGAUGAGCUCACACUUCCUUUGUGGAUUUAUAAGCGAAACAAACGCCAAAUAUAUUCUGAGAGAUUUGUUUUCUCAUGACAGGGUUUGUCAUUGGUGGACGGGUCUGGGGCGGUUCAGGGGGGUCAGCGUGUAAGAGAAAGAAAAAAGGAGAUGGCCAAAAUCUGAUGCAACAGUGAACCAGGAUGGAGCCAAUUAAGAGAGACAUGGAGCUGCUUAGUAACAGCAUGGCGACGUACGCACACAUUAAAGGUAAGAGCUCUCUUUUGGUACCUAACAUGAGACUCAGGACGCCACAACAUGAUGAGUACCACAGUCAAGGAAGUAGAGAUGUUAAUGUGCCUCAUAUUUUCUUCCAAAAACUUAGGAGUGUUUUGUUAUUCAGCCUUAAAUAAUAGUUAUGAGAAGACUGAAACUUUAAACACUGUCCUGUUACUGCAUUUCAACCACUUCUAACUGCUGUUUUAGGGACUAUUUCUCAAACUCCAACCUUACUCUAGUUCUGAGGUAACCUAUGUGGUACAUCAAGCUUUCUUUUUAAGGUUGUUGUUGACAGUAAUUUUACCUUCUGUAUGUACCGUACAUGAAUAUGAACGCACCCCAGAGGGAAACGACUGAAACCACAGGUCUUUCUAACUGCAGAUCUCAACAGAAGACUUUUGUUUUGUGCUUUCACUGUCUCGUCUGAAUCAUUUCCAGGGACUUCAGUGUCCUGUUUUCUUUGGCUCAGACCGCUGCGGCGCUCUCUCAAAAAGUAUCUGCUCACUAAGUCGAGUUUCUGCCCCUCAAAAGUGGAAGAAGUAUCAAGAGUUUCUAACUAAGAUGCAGCAUCAACAAUCUCUUAUUUUAGGUGUUGACGUUUAAUGAUAAAAAUCUGCAAAAGAUACAAAAAAAAGUGUAAACACUGAUGCAAAAAUGAAAUAUAGCAUUUAACCAUUUAGAGUUUUGGAUGUAGUGUAUCUACUUCAGGCUCCUGUGAGGAACUUUUAGUUUGGGUCAAGUUUAGUGCCCCCUGUGGAUAAAACUGACCUUUUCACCUAACAAAAAUAACUCAAUCUGCUUUUUUUUCCAAUAUAAGAAAAAGGUUUUCCUCACCUCAGUGUUGGUCUUCUAGUCUGACGUCGACCCCCUCGCAGACCCCAUCAGUCUUUUUUGUUAAUGGUCUAACAGAGCCAUCACCAGCUCCAAAAUCCUCACAGGGCCUUUGACCAGCUUUGAGGUCAAGGGCUCUCAGGGUCAUGGGAUAAAUCUGAGGGGUCCUGAGAUGAUUAAUGUGAAGAGAGGAAGAAAAAACAAACCAAUAAAGUUAUUUAUAGAGGAAGAGUCCCAGAUGCAUAACAACUGGUAAUGUAUAAAAUGGCUGGAAAAGGUUGGACACUACAAACUUAACCUUUCAUAAGUAAUCAUUAAGAUCAUUAUUUAGUAUUUCUAGGAGAAGAUAAAGCUCUCAGGCUAUUGUUGUUGUGUACAAAGUCCCUGUUUUGCCCUGAAAUGCAGUAACCCGGGAUUUCCACCACAUCCGGAAUUACUACGCCAAUUCCUACUGGAUCCGUUUGUGAGGCAAAUUUCGUGGUGGAUUACGGACAGCGGGAAUUGCGAGAGCUAACAAGAAACCGCGGAUUCACGUGCAAUCACGCGAUAACAAGUUGUCUUUAGCCACAGAGGCUAACCAUAUAAACAGUAGACUGUGUCCUUCCAGAGGAGGACAUCUACUUCUAGACUUCUAGAAUCAGCAUCUUCUUAUCCAUGGUGUCAUUAGGAUGAAAUGCUGUCUAUAAACCUUUCACUUGUUUGUCCCCGCUCGUUUGCAUGGUGUGAAAUACAAUUCGCCUGAAACACGAAGUGUUUUAUUUUGAAAAGAAGCAGGAUGUUUUAUUUUGUGUCUGUGCCCGACUUCCUUUCCAGCACGCGUUAAUCUGUGCUGAAUUUAUCCAGCAUGCUCCGGCGUACUGAAAAAAAUAGAAAUCUUGCGAUCAGAUUCGGAGUCCGGCGAACUGCAGCAGAACGGAAAGAAGCCUGUGGAAACUGACACAUUAAAGGUCCUUACACACCGGGGCUGACGCAAAUAUAUAACGUGAAAUUAUGAAAUAUUCCGAGGUGAAUUUUGACGGUCCUGACUAUACACAUCAAGCCCGAUGCGAUUUUGCGACUUUCCAGGGGGGAAUAGAUGCAAAAUAUAGACGUCCAAAAUAAUCGCACGAAAAAAAACGGUCUCGGUGUGAAAGGACCUAAACUUGAAUGGUUACGAUCCGCUACGAUCGGCGGAUGCGGCCUUUUCGUAGCCGUUCCGGAUGCGGUGUAAAUUGGGGGUUAGCUCUGGGUAUUAAGUGGAAAUUGAAAGCUAAGUCAGAAAAACCUAAAUAAGUGAUUUGUCUUUACAUCUACUCUGUCUAUAUACUGUCAUUUUAUUUUGUGUUUUUCUACCUACACAGCCAAUCCAGAGAGCUUCGCCCUCUACUUCAUGAUGGGCGUCUGUUUCGGCCUCCUCAUGGCGCUCUGCCUCCUCGUGGCCGGAAUCGCCUGCAGGACUCGCCGUCCCCGCAGACCUCCACCGUCCCCUGAGAGACGGCAGCUGAAGGAGUCCAGCGAGGAGGAGGAGGACGAAGAGGAGGAGGAGAGCAUCGCAGAGGACGAUGGAGAGGAGGCGGAGAUCCCUAAAGUGACAACAGGGCCCCGGAGCGAUCGCAGCAGCCAGUCAAACGGAACUCUGCGGAGCGUGAACGUGUUCGCGUCGGCGGAGGAGCUGGAGAAGGCCCGGCGACUGGAGGAGAGGGAGCGGAUCGUCAGGGAGAUCUGGAGGAACGGACAGCCGGAUAUCCUGGUCACAGGGACGGGGACUAUUGGACGAGUCCAUUACCACUAACAAACACUUUGACUGUGAUCAAUAAAAUACAGCUCACAGACUGUAAAAGAGACAGAACAAUGGAUGGAAACAGUUUUACUACCAAAGAGUGAAUGAAGGUCGAACCUGAUCAGACAAGAUGGAGAAACUACAAUGAAAUAAACUUUUACUUUGGAGAAAACUUUUUUUUAAGUCAAAUAAUAAUAACUUUGGGGGGUUCUAUACGGUGGCCGAGAACCGCCACUGCAGAAAAUAAAAAAGCAAGUGGAAAGGUUAUUGUUCAAUUUCGCUUCAUAAACUUUUCAAUGCGUUACUUGGUUAGGCCGUGUAGCGCCUGAGUCGAUAUGAAGUUGAACUGAAGCUAACACUACACCGGCAUCCUCCAGAUCAACUUCAUAUCGACUCAGUCCCGACUCUUUUUGCCGUUGUCUUCUGUGCCUAGACCGGUGCAUCAUCAUUAUUGAUCCCUGACCGCUCACUUCCAUUGGCUUUUUCUAUUUUUUGCAUCUUUUUAUUUUCGCAGUAAAAACUUUUUUUUUUUUUGCAUCGCCACUUUUUCUUGCGUCGUUAACUUCCGUUUUUUUUGUUGAUGUUUUUUUUUAUCUGCACCUUUUCUAUUUCUUUUUUUUUGCAUCUGAUACGUCUGUUGUGGCUUCUUUUUUUUUUUUUUUUUUUGCAUUCUUUUUUAUAUUUAGCAGUGGUGGUUCUCGGCCACCGUAAUUCCCUGAGGAAAAAUCAUGAUAUGAAAAAGUGUCCAGAGAAUAAAUACAGACAGAAUAAGCAGAGUACCGAUCCUCAGGCAUCAUGAAAUCAUAAAAUAAAAACUGACUUUCAAAUAAAAAUGUAUUUCACUGAAUAAAUUUAUAUUUCAAGACCUAAAAAACAGUGAAGAGACAGUUAAAAUAACUUACACAUGAUUUUUUUAAUAUUGAGCUGUACCUGUAAUUCAAGCCAUAUUAUGUCUGUAUUUAUUCAUGACUAUUUAUUUCACAUUAUCUUGAUCACUGAUUUAACACCAAUUUAUGAUCUUAAACAGAGAUUUCUGAUCCAUCUGUUACCGAACCUUUGCAAUGGUAUCACAUAAAAGUUUGACCACUUUUUAAAACUAUACAGCAGGGAAAACAUUCGUAUUUGAAUCUGCCUAUCAAAAUCAAGAAUUUGCAGACCAGGUCAUAAAACUUUAAUGUUCAUAUUGUCCUUAACUUAUUCCAAAAACAGUCUUUUUCUCAGUAUCUAGUUUUUCCCAGCUUUUUAAGGUACAAAUCAUCUCACCAACUUUACAGCAGCAGACAGUAGACCCUAUAUUAUUUUAAAAACCUGCUCCCACAGAGGCAGUUUCACGGUGGGCUAAUCUUGGCAGAGAAAACCCCUUCCCACAGAAACCCUCCAGUCUUUUCCCAGUUUGUGUCUCCAACCUCAUCACUUCCUGUGUUCCCUUCUCCACAAUUCCCAUAGCCUCCCCUCUCAAAUCUCAGGCCCUACACAGCGUCUCUCUCUCUCUCUCAGCUGAAGACAUGCCUGUUUGGAGCCAUGAAAAGAACCAUUGACCUCAGCUAUACUGUACAUUUUACCAAUGCAGAGCUUCCCUGGGUGUAUCCAAGCAAAGUCCCAGGAGACUCUCGAUUUUCUGCGGGUUGGUUUCUCCUCCUUCCUCCAUGAAAAGGCUGAUUAUGUUACAAGUGGAGCGUUGUCCAUUGAGAGAAAGCAGAAUGAGAUACUCAUGACCUGCUGGUGUGGGCUCAUUUGGUGACUGGUUGCCAACUCAUUGUCUGUGGACUCAAUUAAAACCUGAAAAUCAGACGUAUUUUUGGAAAUUUCAGCUUUUUCUGUGUGACGUUUUCUUUGACAUGAUUCUGAAUGUGUAUUAAACAGCAAAAGUUGAGUAUAGAUGACUCAAAGAGGAUAUUAAAUGGUAUCUUACUGUUUUUCUUAUAACCCCAUAUGUUUUCCUAACCAGUGUUUGAGCAGAAAGUCACCACUUCAACAUCUUUAUACACAUUUUCUUUUAAUAAGAUCAGAAGAAAAGACUCAUUUAGCAACUAUUCAGGUUUUUUUUUUUUUACACAGGCUGCAGAAGGGGUCCGAACGACCCCAAAACAAUGAAGUAAAUCACAAACCAUUCAACACAGUGGGCCGUCUAAUAUUUCUACAGUCUGUCUCGAAAUUCACUCACAGAUUUGCCCUGGAAAGAAAAAAAAAAUCUACAGAAAAUUAAAAAGACAAAAGUAAAAUCUCGUCAGAACAGUAAAAAAGUUUCAGCUUCAGAUCAAACAAACAAAAAAAAAAAGACAGUCUGUUUAGUCCAUGCAGUAUGUACAGUCAAAAGUGGGACGAAGCAGCACAGUGAGAUUCACAAAACUAGUUCAGCUAGUUUGUGUCAACUCUUAAUAAUAUUCACUUUCACUUUCUUUUCCUCAGAAUUUUAAAGUUUCACUUUCUGUCGUUCAGGUUUUUUCCUCACACUGAAGAUCAUGUUGUGAGUUUAAUGGUUUUAUUAAAAAAAGAACAUACUCGGUUUGUUGUAGCUCCUCCAGAUCUUCACAUUACAACUUCUUAUAAUUCUAGAGCGACUGUUUUACCUAGAGAAGCUUUUACCUAAGCUGUGUGAGGGGAUUUUAGAGCCAGUUCUUACAAUUUUAUGACUUUUGUCUCCACUUUAACACCCCCCAAAAAAUGAGAAUAUACUGUAGCACCCACACACACCUUGAUACAUACAUACAGUUUUUGUUUUGAAAUGAGACGUACAGUUAAUGUGGCACUAUGUGGAAAAGUUCCGAUUAUAUCAGUGACAAAUAACCAACCGUUGAAGGGUUUAACAGAUGUGUGAUGAUUUGAUAAUUGGGAGCCCUGCGCCCGCUACUGAUUGGUCCCAUGCAGAAGGUAUCAAUCAAACUUUUCAUGCAUUAACUGAAGAUUUAUCUCAGCCCCAAACACAAAGACGCAAACGUUGACAGUGAAAUGAUCAUCUAAUGUCUCUCUCCGCUGACAGACACCUCCUGCAGACAGGGCUGUACCUCAAACAGAUUACAUGUGACCGUAUUAUUAGUAUUUUUUCUAAGGCACAAAGUCUUUAAUUUUUUUUCUCUCAUGCUUUCAGAGAACUUUUUUUUUUUGUAGCCUCAGUAAAUUCUCCCUUAAAAAGUUACAUUAAGUCAGAACGAAACUCACCGUGACAUUAAAAAAACAUACACUCGAGCCGAAACCUCACAUAGAAAAAGAGUGCUGCUCUCAGAUCCAGUCAGGUCUUUCCUUCACUUUAACUGUACGAAACUCACUGAACGUGUUAAACCACUAAACACAGAAGAGGGAAAUAUGAAGAAUAUUAACCCCUCGAACAUGGCUGUAACUGCUCUGAAUGUAAGGAUGACUGAGUAAGUGGUCUACUGCUUCAUCGUCGGCCCCUCGGAGGCGCUCUUGGGCUCUUUGUGUUCUACUUCCAUGUUGUCGUCUCCCAUCCCCCUCUCCUCGCCUCCCUGGAACAUGUCGUGGGUCCACUUGGGGCUGCUGCCCCCCUUACGGUAGACGAAGCGUCCUCGUCGAGCCGGGAAGGCGCCCCGGCCUCUUCCACGGUUGUCUACCCAGGUUUUCUCCCCGUCACGGUCGUCGUGCUGGAAGGGAAAAUGGGCAGUUUUAGAGGGAAAGAGGCUGAUAGGGAAACCAGAGGACCUUUACACAAACAGAAAACUCCGCUCUGGGCCAACUUUAAAAUUCUUGAUUUAUUCACACUUGACUUUUUUGGUUAUUUUCGGGGUGUAUGUCAUGCAGCUAGGAGUCUUUAACGAUCUUUAUAUGAAAGCAGAUCUGAGAGGAGAAGAGCUGGGUUUUAUGUUCGCUCAAAUGCAUUUAAAAAAAGUCACAAAACUCUUGUGCCAAAUUGUCUAAAUCAUGAUUUAAAAAUGAACUGAUAAAUAAAAAUGAAUACUGCAGACAGUUAUAAACCGCUCUCUUUAGGACGGCUUGUUAAACACCACAUUUUCAGGUCAUAAACACGAGGAAAUGUGGGAAAUGCAUUAACACUGGCUCUGGUUAAAAUGUUGCCCCUCGAACACUGAUUGUGUGUCUCUGAGUCGGUAGCUUUACAUUAUAAAUCAUUUCAACUUCUGUCUCCCUUGAACCCAGCACUCUGGAAGCCUCCUCCACUGUUGCCAUGUCACAAAGUAAUGCUUCUCUACUUAAAAUGGGAAAACUGCAAAUGUGGCUGACCCCAAAUCAGACUCAAAAAGUUUGGAGCAAUUUAAAACAGAGCCCGAUGUUAGUGUUUGGUGAGUGUUGUGCUCAUUUAAGCUGUUCAUACACUCUAAAGCAGAGGUUCUCAACUGAUGGGUCCUGACCCAAAAGUGGGUCGUGGACACGUUCUGGAUGGGUCAUGAACAGCUGGUCAAAAGAGUAAGUAUUGAUAUUUUCUGUACAUGCAACUUCGGUAGUUGUCGUCCUCAUGUUGUCCCCUUCAUGUGCUCUGAAAUGCACUUUACUUAAUAAAACAAGUGAAUUUAUGUUAAAAAUUGAGUCUUAAAAAGGUUUUUUUUUUUAUAAAAAAAUAAAUUUGCUUAGUUUGAAUUCUAUAAAAGUGGGUCGCGACUUGAGGACCAUGGGAAAAUGUGGGUCCCAGUCUAGAGUGAGACCAGUUGAGAACCACUUCUCUAGAGGUUAAUUAAAGUUGGCUAUUAUCCUUUCAUGGUUUGACUUCUACUCAGCAAUGUUAAGAUUUAUUGUAUAUUAAAGGUUAGAAAAGGUUAAUCCAUGCUACUGAACCCCUCUUUUUUAUUUUCGGAGUCUCACCAGGUAGUACUUCCUGCUCUUAGGGGUGUAUUCAGGGUCCCAUUCCUCCUCUGGCGGGCGCACUGGAGGGUUCAUAUUGGCAGGGUUUCCGUUGCUGUUAUUGCCCGGAUAGUUUCCCCUGUUCCACCCUCUCCCUCUCACUCUGGGGAACUGAAACAAAAACAACAAGUGGAUCUAAACUCACAGCCGGCAGAGAAAAACAACAUUUCCCAUAAACCCCAGGGACGAUGGGAACGCCAGAACACACAAAACAAAAGCCAUUCUGAUGGAAAAUCAGGCAUUUGUUAAGUGAUGGAGUUCCGCUGAUUUGCGCUACAUUACCUUAAUACAAAUCAGGUAGUGCAUGGAAUAUGUAUGAUAGUGUCAUCAUCAUCAUCAUUAUCAUCAUCAUCAUCAUCAUCAUCCAUAAUAUGUUCCUUAGCAUUAGGAGGAAGGAACAGAGCAGAGAAGCGCAGUCUACUGUGAUGCCAUUAGGACAGAGAAUUGCAAGAAGAUGAGAUGUCAGUACCUCAGUGAAAAAAGUAAAAAACAAACAAAUGCAGCAGAAGAGAUGAGGGCAGCCGAGACGGGGAACUUACAAAUCCACGGCCUCUGCCUCUCUCCUGGUUGUGGCCCUCGUAAUGCCCCGGGCCUCUCUCUUGGGGCCCACCGUAGUCCCGCGGUGGAUAACGGGAGUGACUGUAGCCCUCCUCUGGGUGCUCCAUCCCCUCCCCCAUGUACUCUUUACCUCUGAAAGGGGGAUAAGGGGAUGGAGAGGAGGAGGAGGAAGAGGAGGAUGGAGAGCGAUCACGCUUCUUCUUUCCCUUCCUGUGAGGGACACGAAAAAAAACGUUCAUCUCCUUCUUCACAGAAACAACGUACAAAAUUAAAUGACUGAGUCCUCCGACAACAACAGAAGCCCCUCCUCAAACAGACUUCCUUUUUCAGAGGGAACGCUGGACUUUCAAACUCACUUGGAUUUCUUGUGGUGUUUCCCAGAUUUCUCAGAGGACCUCUCUCUGCUCGGUCCUCGAGAGCCUCCUGGGCUCCUUCCUCCUUCACGCUUGUAGUCCUUCCCUGCAAACCUCUUACGCCUUUCAAUAUCCAGGCGCAGGUCCAUCACAUCGCCCUUAAACUUAUCCUGCGAAGACACGUGUUUGUUAGCCACUCAAAAAUCUGUUUUAAAAUACUGACCAAUGAAAUAUUUGAAUUAAAGUAUGAAGGUUUAAAAAUGCUUAAGGGGUGAGACAUAUAAAAAGCUUGAAGCCAAUGCAUAUUGGAAGUACCAGGAAAUAUGCACAUGUAUGAGCAUUGUGUACCCUCUAGUGGUAAAUCAGACUAAAAGAGUUCAAUAGAUAUAGAGUGUUCUUAAUAAUAUCUGGUGAUAAUAAAGCAAAAGUAUGUGUAACAGGUAAAGACGUUUAACGUAACCCUUAUUUCUUAAAAUGGCUUUACCCUUCAAGAGUGUGAGUUUGUGGAAACCAGCAGCAUGCAUGUAGCUGUGGAAAAUAAUUCCUAUUUCAGUUUUUGUGGCUUGUUUUUUUUUUUUUAACCUUUUUUUAGAAAAAAAUACUUACAAGGUUAAGGCACUGAUAAGCGUCCCUUGAGAUGCUUGGACUCAGGAUCUUAAUUCACUUCCUUUUAGCCUUUUGCUUGGGUUCGUACAUACCCAAUCAAUAACCAUAUCUCAUAGGCUGGGGGGGGCUUGCUUGGCACUUACAAAACACAAUUGGGUUCUUUCUGAAUUAGAAAUAUGCAUCCUUUGAAAGAAAAGCACAAAGCUGAACACUGCUGCUUUGGAUCGUCUCAUAUUUGCUUGUUCCAGAUACGUCAAAAUUCAAAAGGGCGGGUCACCUUGUAGCUCGACUCCUCCAUAUCCUCAAACAGGUGAGAGUGCCUCUUAAAAGCACUGGGGGAAACAUCGAUUCUCCUGAUGGGAGGAAAAGUCACGGCGUGAGCGGGCAGGUGAAAACAAGACGACUCCAGGAGGACAUUUUGAACACAUAAUGAGGAGAUGAUUGUGUCCUUCAUACCUGUGGAUUUCUGGGCUCUUCCUUGGCUUCAUCAUUUCUACCUCUGCUGCUUUUCUUUGGUACAUCGCAAACCGCUCACUUAAAGUCAUGUCUGAGGAGUGAAAGUGUUGAGCUGCGAAAAGAGGACAGAAAAAUAAUCGUACAACAAAAUAAAGAGGAUAACAUUUUCAAGUAAUUUAAGGACCAGUGGGUCUUAUCGGGCAUGCAAACUCACAAACUUGUGUUGUGAUCCUGAGUCAGCAGAGAUUCAGCACAGAUCCUACUUUACCUUUGAUGUAGUGCACAAUUGAGACUAUGUGCUGAGCAAAGAGCUCAGAGGGGCUGCGGCGGAGCUGAGCCGACUGAAGGUGCUGAAAGAUGGAGCGAAACUCGGGAUCUUUCUUAGUGGGGUUAGGCACAUCCCGAGGCAUGAGGCGAUCUUUAGACAGGGAGGCGCUGCAAGAACAGAGGAGGCGCAGGAAAUGGAUUUAACAAGACGACUACGGCUUUUAAAAUCAAGUCUCUUACUGGCCAUGAAGUAAGAUGAUGUAAAAUGUAAAAUACUCACCCUGGCAGCUCAUCUGCAGAACCAUAUUUGAUUUCAAAAUCCUCCCUUGUUGAGGACAUGCGUCUGGGAGGUGACCCUUCCUGAGGAGGGAAAGCUCCGGGGAACAGAGGCCGCUCCUUCUCUCUAGACGGGACAGGCGGGGACGGACUCCUUCGGGACUUCUCUUUCUCCUUUUUCUCCUUCUUCUUGGAUUUCUCCUCUUUCUUGGAGCUGUGCUUGCGGCUCCGGUACAUCUCCUCCUCCAUGUGAUCAAGGGGCUCUACCUCGUCGGCAUCUCUUCGGCUUUUCUCUUUGAUCGUCGGGUAGGACGUGGAGUAGCUCGGCUCGUCGCCCCACUUCCCGAAGAUAUCCCUCGCGGUGAGGGUAGGUUGGACCUCGCCCUCUUCCUCCAUGUCUGCCUCUUUCAGCCCGUGAGACUUGAGGAACUCCUCUUCUCCGGCAUCAAAGAAAGGCAGGGUCUUGUCCUCCUUCGGCUCAUUGAAAGAGGAGGAUGAGAUGUUGAACAGAUCUCCGGACUUGCUUCCUUUCUCCAGUUCUCUGUCCGCGGUGCUCUGCUCCUUUUCCCGACCGUUCUCCUUUUCAGCGGCCUGCUUUUUAUUUUUGUUCUCCGCCAAGAACCUGAAACGAAGAAGCAAACUCAGAUUGAGAGCCUGCAAUCCCAAGUACUCAACUAUUAUGCUUAAUUUAACACAACAUCUAAAACCAAAUUAUACAAUGCAUCGUGAAGACAGGACUACACAAGUACAACAUUUCCUCAGAAAACUGAAAAAGAAUAUGGAAACACAGCAGGGAUGGGCAUUUUCCCAGAAAACUGAAAAGACCUUUUUAAAAGCACAUGAGGCAGAACCCACAAACUCUACUUAGGGAAGUUUUGACUGUGCCAAAGUUUAAUUUGUGUGUUUGGUUUUAAGUCUACAAAAAUGUCACUGUCUACAUUAAUCAAUUUCAUUUUCAUACAAAGAUUUCUAACUAACUAACGCUGCGUUCCAGUUGAACUCAGAAGUCGGAACUCCCAAGCUCAGAGCCGGAAAUUCAUCUGGAACACCCCUUAGAAAGUUGGACAAUCCUUACCAACCCAGACUUGACGACAACGUCAUAAUCCAAGAUGGCAGCACAGUGCAUCAACAGUAAAGAGUAACAGUGAAAGCUCUCGUAAUGUUUUAUUUUUUAGCACUUCAGUUUUGUUUUUGUGAAAUUAAAUAAGUGGUUUAUGUUGAACUGCCCAACGUCUAACUGUGAACACGGUGCUAUGGUGUUUGUAAGAGUAAAAUACUGUGUUGUUUACGACUUGUAAAGCUGACGACAGCUGACAAUUGUAAACAACAGCUAACAACGGCCAACAGUAGGCGUCCAUCUUAGUUUUCCGACUUGUUCACUGGAACGCCGUCAACUCGGGUGUGACGUCAUUCCCAGCUCUGACAUCUGACUUCCAAGGUAACUGGAACGCAGCACUAGUUACACCUAACAUUAGACUUUGGUGAAAUAAUGCCAUUUAGAUAAUUACUAGGUGUUCUUGGGGGGAAAAGAGGAAUUAAUUCGGACACUUCUAUUUUCUACAGUCAAAUGGAGAUCAGAUCUUGCAUCUUAUUCAAACAUACAAGCUAAAAAUGUUUCUGCAGCAGCGACAGACUAAUUGCUGGUUUGUAUUUUCUUAGCUUUGAUAGUUCUAUUUUAAUUAAAUUGAUUAAUUAGCCCAUCCCAAGUGCAAACAGUAGACCAGGACUCACAUUGCAGUACUUAUACUCACGUAACCACCACCGUUUCAUACAACUUCCUCUCAGUGCACAGUAAAGGACAACAGCCGGCUACAUUUUCAUUGCACUUAAAAUCAGCAGUCUUAUGUAUUCCUUUUUAAUCUUUAUUCUUCCAAGGAUCUUUGAAAAAGGCUAAACGUGUUUGAAAGAAAAAUAACGUCCAUCACUUGUCAGAAAAUCAAAAAAGAGAAAACACUUUGAUUACGUUGAAAUGAUUGAGAAGAGAGCGGACAUACUUUUUGAAGGCGGCUGAGAUCACAGUCUUAUCUCCGGGUUUGACAUCUUCCUUUGAGAAGAACCCGAAGCCUCCAAAGGCGGAGGGCUGUGCCGACUUUGUGGGGCUCUUCGCAGGAGGGGAUGCGCUGCCGAUGGUUUUCCACAGGGGACCUCCAGUCCCAGGUCCUUUACUCUCAGGGUCAGUAGAGGCGUCCUCUUUCUUACAGUCCGGACUGGUUUGUUUGGGACUUGCAUCAUAGUCAAUCCAUUUACCUCCUGACGCUUUCUCGAUGGCACUGCCGUCUGCAGGCAGCGCGGGUUUCUCUGCCUUACUUUCUACCAGCUUGUCUUUGGAGUCCUUUGAGCCCUUUCCCUUGCUGCUACGGUGACGUGGUGACCCGGAGCGGGACCGGGAGGAGUAGCUGGAACGCCUGGAGCGCCGAGACCUCCCUGAAGAAGAGCGAUCAGAGUAGUGAGAGCGGCUACGGCUACCUGAACGCUUUUUUGGUGUGCGUGAGCGCGAGCGUCCUCUCCUGGGCGAAUGGUGGUCCUGGUCAUGGUGGCGGUCGUGCCAGCCUCCUCCUCCACCACCGCCACCACCCUGCCAGUUUGACUUAUAGCCGUAGCCGCCUCCUCCUCUGUUCUGGUAAUGGCCGCGUUGGUAAUAGCCUCGGUUUCUGCCCCGGUAGUGGUACGGCCUCCGGUAGCCUCGGUUGUAGCCUCUGAAGCCUCCUCUGUUGUUCUGGUAGUCCCUGGUGGGAUAAUUUCUGUAGGAUGGAGAGUGAGAGCGAGAGCGGGAGCGAGACCUAGAGCUGGACGAGAAAACAGAGACCGAGAAAAGACACAAAAUGUUAUCAAAGGCAGAAACCUCCUCCUUUUGUCGAGACUGCUACAGUUAAUACAGCAAAGACAACAGAUCAGUGGAACAGCAGAUCACUGAGAUGUCAAACUAGAGAGACACAGUAGUAAGUUCAUUUACUGAGGAGACCAAACAGGGUCAUCAGCUAAGAGUGUUAGACCUCCCUCUGUUCAGUCGACAUGAUCAUCCGGGAUGGCUGCGCUCAUGAUGCAGGAAGUGGCAGUCACUUACCAGAAACUACAAUGUUUUUAAUCAGACAUUUAAAACUUAAAUGGGCCACUAAAGGGACUGAAAACUGACAAUUAAUUAGAGAUGCUCCGAUCCAUUUAUUCCCCCGAUCUAAUCCGUUACCGAUACCUCGGCUGAGCGUAUCGGCCAAUACAUGAUACCGAUCCGAUACUACUGUUGAAUGAAUCAACUGUAUACCUUGCCCUGUGAGUGAAGGCAUCAGGUUUGACAUUAGCCUUGUUAAAAAAAGGUAACAAAUUAACACAGAUAUAAAUUUACUUCAUAUUAUUCAUUAACAAAUAACAAACUGAACAUUAGCACACAGCAAAAAGAAGUAAGACUUCCAUGUAUUGUAAGAAAAAUGAAUGAAAAGAAAAAAAGAGACUGUAUUGGAACGCUGGAACAGCGUCAUUCAUCCGAUAUCCGAUCCAGAUAUCCAAAUAUCGGAUCGGUGCAUCCCUACAACUAAUAUUCAUCCUUUUUGUCUAGCAAAUGAUUGAAAAACAACAACAGCUCAUCCACUUUAAAUACUGCAUAUUAGAAAAACAAACUAAUAUUUUUAUUAUCCGAUCAUCAGAUGAUGGAGUAUAGAAUUACUGGUUGCAGCAGUGGUUCAUUUGGAGUAGGCUUGCUGAGUGGCAAGAGUCCUAGAACUGCCAGCAGGUGGCGAUGUAAGCUCAGUGAUGUUAGAGACUACCAUCACUGAGCAGGGUCAGUCAGGAGGGAGCUACUCUGACACUCACUUUACUAUGAGAGAGGUAAAACAGGAAUUAAACCUGAUUUCAACUUCAAGACAUCAAGUCUAUUAUUAUGACAUUAACUCAACAACUGAAUAAAUCUGUCCGACAAAACUACAACCUCUGCUUUACUUGCAAAGGACUAUACGUGAUGCCGACAGAAAAAUUCCCAACAAAACCUCAA